CUGGACACGCCCUGCCAUGAGACGAGCGAGACAAACGAGACGAACCACCAUCAUGUGGACAAAAGGCUCAGUCCUGACAAACUCUCAUGUCUUCGAAGAGACAGUCUACUCUCGGACACCUGCCCGAUGUCAGCGAAAGCCAUGGUGGCUAUGGACCACCUUGAGAAGCUCCGAAGUUCUGGGGAUGCAACCGCCAAGCACGCGGCGAACUUCCAUCUCGACUCCCUGAACAUUGCGCGAACCAG
This is a messenger RNA of Symbiodinium necroappetens, 245 nucleotides long. The record is from the annotation of a GenBank genome assembly. Lineage: Eukaryota; Dinophyceae; Suessiales; Symbiodiniaceae.